AAACCUCGCCCCAUUUCCAUCGGGAAAGGGGUUCUUACAUUGACUUUGUCUCGGCCUGUCUCACUCACUUCACAAGACGGGGAGAGACCAUCUCCCUCGCAAUAAUACACUAAGCAGCAGCAUGGAUCAAUAGUCGCUGUGUGGUGUAGCUACUUAAACUAACCAUUAAACAUAGUUAAUACAAUCUCCAAUUACAGUCAAUGCUCACACUGACAGCUGUUUCCUGAAACGAAUCCGUGUUUUCCUAAUAGAGUCUUUUAUUUUUCCUUGUUAAUGUCUUUUAAGUGAGAUAGAUUGUGACUGCCUCCCUGUAACUGAAGCGGAAGAAGAAAAGAUGAGAGGAGUCGGAGUGACCUCCCCUAGUUCUAGUUCUGCAGAGCCCAGACACCGACCCUCUGCUUUUAAUGAAGAUGCAAGCAGAAGGAGGUUCUUAAGAGGUAGGGAUCUUAGAGAUGUUGAGAAGGCCUUCCAGGUUCCCAUCCAAUAUAAGAAUUUGAACUGCAAAAUAUCUACACUGAAAGUUGUGCUCUUAAUAAUUGCUUUUGGAACCUUGGUGACAUUCUAUCAUUCUCCAGUAGUUUAUAUUGCAGACCAGCCAUCCACUUCUGGAUCUCGGCCAAGUUUUGUUGAUCGAUGGACAAGAGAUGGUGCUGCCAUGGAUCCACGCUAUAUCUCUAAUUUAGACGUUAACUGGGACCAGAUUUCUGAUAUUAUUGUUAAACUAGAUGACAGCAAUGAGUAUCAGGGAAUUGGCUUGUUAAACUUCAAUGAAAGUGAGAUUAAUAAUUGGAAGCUGAUGUUACUGGAUGUUGAGCACGUUGUUCUGCAUCUAGAGCAUGUAGCGGAAGAUGUAACUUGGGAAUCCCUUUACCCUGAAUGGAUAGAUGAAGAGGAAGAAUUUGAGGUUCCCACUUGUCCUGUUCUGCCCAAACUUAAAGUUCCUGGCAAGCCACGCAUUGAUAUAAUUGCCGUGAAGCUUCCAUGCAACAAGUCAGGGAAAUGGUCAAGAGAUGUGGCUCGUUUGCACUUGCAGCUUGCGGCUGCAAAUCUUGCUGCUUCUGCUAAAAGUUAUCAUCCUGUGCGUGUGCUUUUGGUGACUGACUGCUUCCCGACCCCAAAUCUUUUCACUUGCAAGGAGCUUAUUUGGCAUGAAGGGAAUUUAUGGAUGUAUCAACCCAACCUCAAUGUGUUGAGAGAAAAGAUACAACUCCCAGUAGGGUCAUGUGAACUUUCAGUUCCUCUCAAGGCUAAAGAACAUUUUUACUCAGAAAGAGCACACCGGGAAGCAUAUGCAACGAUUCUGCAUUCUGCACACUUUUAUGUUUGUGGGGCCAUUGCUGCAGCUCAGAGUAUCCGCAUGGCAGGUUCAACACGGGAUCUUGUGAUACUUGUUGAUGAAACAAUUACUGACUAUCAUAGGGAAGGCUUAACAGCUGCAGGUUGGAAAAUCCAUACAAUCCAAAGAAUCAGGAACCCAAAAGCUGAACGAGAUGCUUACAAUGAAUGGAACUACAGUAAAUUUCGUCUUUGGCAAUUGACAGAUUAUGACAAGAUCAUCUUCAUUGAUGCUGACAUGCUCAUACUUAGAAAUAUCGAUUUCUUGUUUGAGAUGCCAGAAAUAUCUGCUACAGGAAACAAUGCUACCCUGUUCAACUCUGGUGUGAUGGUGGUUGAACCAUCAAAUUGUACAUUCCAGCUGUUAAUGGAUCAUAUCAAUGAGAUUGAGUCCUACAAUGGCGGGGACCAGGGAUAUCUAAAUGAAAUCUUCACGUGGUGGCACCGGAUUCCUAAACACAUGAACUUCUUGAAACACUUUUGGGAAGGUGACGAGGAGGAGAAGAAACAGAUGAAAACUCGACUCUUUGGAGCUGAUCCGCCAAUCCUUUACGUUCUCCACUAUCUGGGCAAUAAACCAUGGAUAUGUUUCCGAGAUUAUGAUUGCAACUGGAAUGUGGACAUUUUGCAGGAGUUUGCUAGUGAUGUUGCUCACAAAACAUGGUGGAAGGUGCAUGAUGCCAUGCCAGGGAACUUGCACAAGUACUGCUUGCUUAGGUCCAAGCAAAAGGCAGCGUUAGAGUGGGAUCGGAGGCAAGCCGAGAAAGCCAAUUACACUGAUGGUCAUUGGAAGAUUAAGAUAAAAGACAAACGCUUGGAAACCUGCUACGAGAAUUUCUGCUUCUGGGAGAGCAUGCUAUGGCAUUGGGGUGAAAAGAAUUGGACAGAUAAUGCAACUGUUACUCCAUCACCGCCAGCUGUUACAACUACAUCUCUCCCCUCUUUGUGAUUGGUCAAUCCACUAUCUCAUACUUACAAUUUAUGUAGAUGGUACAAAGUUCAAUGUAUUGACAUAAAGUGAUUUUAUGAGAAAUUGUAGUGACAAAUUGAGAGUCAAGUGGUGUUGCUAUAAGGCAUUUUUAUCUGCUUGAGCG
Messenger RNA from Populus euphratica (Euphrates poplar), 2429 nucleotides. RefSeq names its product putative UDP-glucuronate:xylan alpha-glucuronosyltransferase 3. NCBI's taxonomy places the organism in Eukaryota, Viridiplantae, Streptophyta, Magnoliopsida, Malpighiales, Salicaceae. Gene Ontology annotation, molecular function: glycosyltransferase activity. The transcript has 4 exons. The record is from RefSeq and is a predicted model, not a curated record. The coding region runs from base 335 to 2284 and encodes 649 amino acids.